AUGGACAAGCCCAAACCCAACGCACAGGGAUUCCAUGUGCAAGACUAUGAGAUCACUUAUCGGACGUGUGUAGCGAUCUUCUUGGCCGUGCUAGCUUCAGUAAGUAUGAUCCCACUGAAGGAAUACUAUCUGGGUAGCUACGUCACUAAACCGUUCGACGAAGUGCGAGACGAGAUCGCAGCCAGAAAGCUCAACCAGAUGGGCGUCGUUAUGAGUGGAGUGCACUACUACGACACGUUCAGCCGAUCCCAAUUCCCUCUAAUCGACUUAGAGACCAGAGAGGAGCUCUCUCGCUCUACGGCUUCUGACAUCUCGCUUACCGAUUUUCUCGUUCGUGCCAACUUACGUCGAGACGAUCUUCUCGCUGGUCUGCCAGAAGAAAUGCUAAAUCAACCUGUAGACCUCAUGGUAGACGUAUUAGCUCCGCUUUGUGGCCCUGUCACUGAUACCAUCAUGUCAUGGGAGACUGAACCACAGCUCCUAUUCGGCAACUGGUUCCCCGCUAUUCGUCAUGAGUUCUGCCGCGACUUUCACGAUACAUUUCCACUCGACCGGUACUUUAAUCACGGCUCCACUGCGCCAAUUGAUGCGAAUCUUUCGAAGGUUGGAGACGUUACUCUGGGCCUCAUCGCAGUAGUCAACAUGUCCGAAGUUUACUUACGCCACUUCAACGACGAGCUUGUGGUGCGGAAGAUCAUGAAAAAUGUGCAGGAAGGAUACGUAGACAUGAGCCUACCAGACUACACUAACGCCGUCGCUGACGCUAUUGUUGCUCGUUACAGUAAAGGGAUCUCGUUAAGGGAUGUCGUGGCGUUGCUACCGGGAUCAUUCGAUAUCCACCAUGUAGCACUUGUGGAUGUUUUGGGUGUAAGCGCUUUAUUAGCGCUCUAUUUGGAGACACAACAGCUCACAAUGGGGGUGAAUGUCAACGGAGAAGCGGCGAUUCUGGCCGAGGUGACUCAUGCCGCUGCCUCGUUCUUCACGUCGGAUUUCUUGAUUAACACGGUUGGGAUGCAUUUAACCUCUACAAUGCAUUUGGCUCCAUUCUGGAACUGCGCGAUCAAGCAUACAACAAUGGACAAAGCCAUAACGGUUGAAGAUGUGGAUGCUGAGGCAAUUAAACAGUGUGGAAAUGACCUAUCGCGUAUUAUUCCGACGUUCGCGGUGAAUCUCAUGUUUCUCUUCCAAAAAGACGAUCGAGACUACACUAAGCUGGAUAACACGACAAUAUACACAUUGGGGCGUCGUCGUGAGACUACAGCUGGGUAUGUGGCGCUCACGCUUCCAGAGACGCUGACAGAGUCUCCGUUACUGGCAAUUGACGGUACAGCGUGGACGAAGUCUCGCUCGAAUAAAACACCCUCUCAACCAGCAACGACGCCGUACGGAUACUUGUAUACACCAGACUGUCGGGGUAUUGUCGACUCUGUCAUGCAGCAAAGUGGACGUAAUGUACAGAAAUACCAAGCGUAUAUGGGAGACGGACUGGGAAACUGCGCGUUCCGAGAUUCCCAGGAGACUGAGCUGCAGACACUGUGUAGAUUAUUCAUGACGUCAGAGGAGGUGCUAUUCCGUGAUCUAGACGGGAACCUUAUUCACCUUCCAACGUGUGCGUCGUUAGUCACCUCGAGUGAUGCCGAAAUUCAAGUUAUCGAGGAGGAAAAUCUACGACAAAUCGAGUGGUUUAUGAUAGACACGACGCUGAUCAACCGACGUAUCCGAAUCCAAGACAACACCAGUCGACAGAUUCGCACUUUCCUGCUGAUUCUCAACUUGAUAGGCGCUUCGUAUUACGCUCUCGAGUACAUUUACAUCCUCAAGAGUGUCUGGAUUUUCAUCCGUAACAGCGUGUAUCGACCUGUAGAGGAGAUCCAAUCCCGGCUCCAAACAUCAGAGUCGAUCAACAGCGAUGCAAUCUCGUUAGUUCGCAUCGGUUUGCUCGAGUUACUCCAAUGUGAUCCAGCAGACGGAGCCUUGGAACAUCCAGGCACGAUGGUUUUACUGUAUCUUGGCGCUAUCGGCGCUCUAAGUAACAUUUUCUCGCUUGGAUGCAGCGCUCAACUGUCCACUGCAGAAGGCAGUAUCGUGAUUUACUGCACUCCUGCUAUCCCUGUUCGCAGUCUCACCCUCGUUUUCACGACAUUAAGCAGUAGCUACUGGGUGAUCCGAGUCACAUUACAGACCAGAUCAUUAGCGAUGCGUCUGGAUCACGCCGCUCGGAAUGAUUUUCUUCGGUUCUGGACGUUGAACGCCACUGCAGUGUUGGUCAUCCACUUUACGUGUAAAGUCGGAGCUGAUCUCAUGCUGCGUAACGCCGAGUUACACUCUGAUCCGCAUCUGUACGCGAUCUUUGGUGGCUUGGCUGUGGCUCUUAUUAUUUCCGUGGGGUUUCUACUCUUGCAUUUAGCAUCUACAGAUUCGAAGAAACUCAAGAAUAUGAUGAGAAUACGCACGUCACGGACGCUGUGGCGUGAGGUUUCUGCACGGGAAACGGAUGACCGUGCGUUUGUAGCGAAGUGGAGUACCAAAGGGCUGGACUCGGUACUGUAUCACUGUGCCACUCCUCAGAUCGCUCGACAAUUGGAAUUGUUCGGUAGUCGGCAACAAGGUGAGUCCGGUUUGGCCAGGAAGAUCAAGAAGUUCGUCGUGGAUCAACCAACUGGAGUCAAGAUGCAUCAGUUUGUUGCGGUGCACUGUGCAGCCGGAUCGCAUGCCCAUUUGAAGACUGUUAAGUGGUAUCUGGAACCGAACGGGACUGGAGGAGUCAUGAGUGUGAAUCCGACACCAAAGACCACAUCUCGCGUCGUAUGCACUGUAGAUGACACUGCAAGCGACUAGGAUAUAUAGAAAUAUUGCGAGGAACUGACAAUGAAAGAGUAGUUUGUAUAAUCUUGGUCCGGAGACCAAGGUGAAAUGCUCUACGACAGAUUAUGUAAGCACGGGCAGAAUGCUAUGGGCGGGGUUUCAAAGAUGAUCUAUACCUAUUAAAAAUGUUUUUAGCGACG
Messenger RNA from Phytophthora nicotianae INRA-310, 3005 nucleotides. RefSeq lists its product as hypothetical. The record is from RefSeq and is a predicted model, not a curated record. Lineage: Eukaryota; Oomycota; Peronosporomycetes; Peronosporales; Peronosporaceae. Bases 1 to 2838 code for a protein of 945 amino acids. The transcript has a single exon.